Messenger RNA from Phoenix dactylifera (date palm), 619 nucleotides. Lineage: Eukaryota; Viridiplantae; Streptophyta; Magnoliopsida; Arecales; Arecaceae. The record is from RefSeq and is a predicted model, not a curated record.
ACAUUAUCCACGCUCAAAUAAGGGAAUGGGGAGAUUGAGUGAAGGCCUUAGAGAGAUACGACUUUCCCCAGUGUCCAAGUUCUAUGGAAGCUAUCCGUUGUCCAAGUCCAUCUCUUCCAUCUCGCCCAUUCCUCAGCGACCAUGCACCUCAACCAAGAAGGGGCACGCAGCUGCUCUUCCCCAUCAGAACACCCAAACGAAGGUAUCCUCUGCGUUCCCGUUCUACAGUUCAAACUCAAGCUCUCAACAAUGCUCUCACUGUAGCUGCCAACCCCCCGGCAGCAGGAGGGAAUAUCUCAGUCCUGAUCCCAAUCAGUGCAGUCAUGUUAUUUAUGUUUUGGAUUACUAAUUUUGUUGUGCCGGGGAUGAUAAGCAAAGACUUCCAGUCAGCAGCUUCAGAAGCAGAGAAGGCAGCAGAACAAGAAGCAGAAAAGCAUGGCUAACAACAAAACCCGAAGAUAAAGAAAGGCCAAAUUAAGAAAACAACCAGUCCGAGAUAAAUUUUUAAUUCCAUGCACUCUAAACUAUCUGUCAGUUAUGAUAUUAUCAUAAGAGAAUGAUUCUGUAAUCGAAAUUCCAGAAGCCUCAAUAAUAGAAAUGACUUCAAGAGCUUUAACCA